Molecule: messenger RNA, 1449 nt
Organism: Apus apus (common swift)
Lineage: Eukaryota; Metazoa; Chordata; Aves; Apodiformes; Apodidae
Gene: VPS72
Product: vacuolar protein sorting 72 homolog
Biological process (GO): chromatin remodeling; regulation of DNA-templated transcription
Cellular component (GO): nucleus
Molecular function (GO): ATP-dependent H2AZ histone chaperone activity
Source: RefSeq, a predicted model, not a curated record
CCGUGGGGGGGGGUAUUUUCUCCGUGCGUUUCGUGACGCCACCACAACAAACCCGAGGGGCUGCCGUGACGUCACGCGGUGACGCGAUUUCCCACCUUCCCCCCCCUCACCCCCCCAUCUUGGGGCGCGAGGUGCCGGUGCCCGGGCGGGGGGCCGGGGGUGGUCCCGCAGUGCCCCCGCCGCGCCGGGAGGGGGCGCCGCACGCCGCGGCCGCUCGGGCGCCAUGAGCCUGGCGGAGGGGCGCGCCCCGCGCCGCACGGCCGGGAACCGCCUGUCGGGGCUGCUGGAGGCCGAGGAGGAGGAUGAGUUCUACCAGACCACCUACGGCGGCUUCACCGAGGAAUCGGGCGAUGACGAGUACCGGGGGGACCAGUCGGACAGCGACGACGAGGUGGACUCGGACUUCGACAUCGACGAGGGGGAAGAACCGACGAGCGACCAGGAGGAGACCGAGCCCAAGCGCCGCCGCCGCCUGGUCACCAAGGCCUACCGGGAGCCCCUCAAGAGCCUUCGCCCCAAGAAGCCCGACGUCCCCAGCGGCGCCUCCCAGAAACCCCGAGAGGUGAAAUCUGUCCCCUUGGAGCUGCAGGAUGAUGCGGGAGACAGUCGGAAGCACAUGCGGCAAUCGACGACGGAGCACACGCGGCAAACCUUCCUGCGCAUCCAGGAGCGGCAGGUCCAGUCCAAGAGAAAAAAGGGGGGUCCCAACUACGACCGGCCCCUGACCCAGGAGGAGCUGCUGGAGGAGGCCAAGAUCACCGAGGAGAUCAACCUCCGCUCCCUGGAGAACUACGAGCGCCUGGAAGCUGACAAGAAGAAGCAGGUCCAGAAGAAGAGGAAGUGCGUGGGGCCCGUGAUCCGGUACUGGUCGGUCACCAUGCCCCUGCUCCCGGAGCCGGGCAAGGAGGAGAACGUGGACGUGGAAGGGUUGGACCAAGACCCACAACAAACUGAAGCAGCUCCAGCCCCAGCCCCAGCUCCCGCCGGGAAAUGCUCCCGCACCUUCAUCUCCUUCAGCGACGACGAAACUUUCGAGCGUUUCUUCCCCAAAACGAAACCCCCGCGGCUGCCGGUGCGGGAGAUCUGCCCCGUCACCCACCGACCCGCCGUCUACCGGGACCCCAUCACCGACAUCCCCUACUCCAACAUCCGGGCCUUCAAGAUCAUCCGGGAGGCCUACAAGAAAUACAUCACGGCCCACGGGCUGCCCAGCGCCGCCGCCGCCGCCCUGGGGCUGCCACCCCCCCCCGGCCCCGACCCCAACCUCCGCCCCACCCGCCAGAAGAUCAUCAUCAAGCAGAGUGUCCCCCCCAGCUGAGCAGCACUGGGGGGGGGGGGGGCUCUUCCCAGCUCCCACAGGCAGCGGGUUUGUUGCUUCUAUUUAUCUCCUUCCUGCCUCUUUUGGUUUUUUUUUAUAUAAAAAGAGGAAUAAACCCGAGUUACCCCCGA